AUUGCGAGAUAGAAUAUCCGGUUCUGACUCUGCUCUCGAUUUUUAAAAUCUUUUUCACCCCAAAUUUUAUUUCAACUUAACCUUUUACUGAUAAUAAAACUGCAGAAAAUUCAAAUAAUCAAAAUGGAAAAAAUGUCACUGAGAGAUAUCGGUUUAAUGUACGACGAACAGUUCAACAGAAAAAUGAAGAUAGCUAAAUUUUUGCUCAAGAAUUUAGGCAAUAAGAAAGAGAUACAAUUGGCAACUAAAUGGCUUAUCAGAGUAAGCAACAUAAAAUCAGCCGACUUGGAAGUAAAGAAAAAUAGGAACGCUUUUCUGUCGUACGUGGUGAAAGUUCUGCGCGACGGCGUUCUGCGUGGCUGUUUAGAGUCUGAGCCAGAUUUACUCUGUGAUCCGGAUAAUAGUUUGGCUUUUUUGGAUUACCCGGAUGAAUUCACUGGCAAGUCCGCGGAAGAAAUUUUAAAAGACACGGUCAAUCAGCCGACGAUUCAGUUCCACUCAAAAUGGUCUGAGGAUCACAGAACGUACGUGGCGGUAAAGCCGAUACCAGGACGAGGAGCUCUUGUGUAUAUGGCUGUGUCAAAGAAACCAGGCAUGCAGAAUUGGGACCUUCCUUCUCUCAAGAAAGCCCCACAAGAUUAGCGUUUAUUAGAUCAAUUUCAUUAUAUCAUCUUGGAAUUAGUAAUGUAGAUAUUGCCGGUUAUAUGUAAUGUAUUAUAGCAUGAUUAAGAAAUAAUCAUAAAAUGUAAUACUUGUGAAAUGCUUUGACACAAUGUUGAAUAAAGUAUAAAGUAUAUAGAA
This is a messenger RNA of Diprion similis, 801 nucleotides long. RefSeq lists its product as uncharacterized. NCBI's taxonomy places the organism in Eukaryota, Metazoa, Arthropoda, Insecta, Hymenoptera, Diprionidae. The record is from RefSeq and is a predicted model, not a curated record. Bases 124 to 642 code for a protein of 172 amino acids. The transcript is spliced from 4 exons.